Thalassophryne amazonica is the source of this 2191-nucleotide messenger RNA. Its product is annotated as cyclic nucleotide-gated cation channel beta-1-like. Gene Ontology annotation, molecular function: intracellularly cGMP-activated cation channel activity; intracellularly cAMP-activated cation channel activity; protein-containing complex binding. NCBI's taxonomy places the organism in Eukaryota, Metazoa, Chordata, Actinopteri, Batrachoidiformes, Batrachoididae. Gene Ontology annotation, biological process: monoatomic cation transmembrane transport; retina homeostasis. The record is from RefSeq and is a predicted model, not a curated record. The coding region runs from base 1 to 2118 and encodes 705 amino acids. Gene Ontology annotation, cellular component: plasma membrane; photoreceptor outer segment; intracellular cyclic nucleotide activated cation channel complex. The transcript has 17 exons.
AUGAGUCUCCAAAGUCAGAGACAUCGCUUUCAGAGUGAUGAUGAUGAUGAAGGAAACAUCCCUGUCAGGGCGUGGCCAAGCCAGUCCAGCCUCCGCAGCAAUGACGAGCUUCUUAAGGAGCGUCCAGCGUCCUCAGCCAGUCAGACCAGCACAGUGGUCAAUGAGCGGCUUCAGGAGCUUGUCCGGAUGUUUAAAGAGCGGACGGAAAAGGCCAAAGAGAAACUCAUUGACCCAGACAGCUCGGAUGAAGACAGCACCAUUCCCUCUCCUCCUCAGGUUUCGGCUCCACCACCUGCUCCUGAAGCCCUGUCACAAGUAGAGGGUGAAAGGGAGGCACAAGCUGGUCCAUCAGGAGGAGAGACUGAAGUUGAGGAGGGACAGGCUGGUGGCUGCUGCAAGGUGAAAACUCCUCGAUGGAUCCGAGCCUGUUUGCAUUACCACUUCCCUGCCAGCAUCGACCCUUUCACCAAUGUAAUGUACGUGCUGUGGAUGUUUUUGGUUUCUCUGGCCUGGAACUGGAACACUUGGUUGAUCCCGGUGCGCUGGGCUUUUCCCUACCAGACCCCAGACAACAUUUACUAUUGGCUGCUGACUGACUACCUGUGUGACUUCAUCUACAUCCUGGACAUCACUGUCUUCCAGCCACGUCUACAGUUUGUUCGUGGAGGUGACAUCAUGUCUGACAAAAAAGAGAUGAGAAAGAAUUACAUCAAAACCAAACGCUUCAAAUUUGAUGUUGCCAGUCUUGUUCCACUGGAGCUCUUCUAUUUUAAAACUGGCAUCAACCCUCUUCUUCGCUUACCCAGGCUGUUAAAAAUCAACUCCUUCUUUGAGUUCAACGAGCGUCUGGAGGCUAUCUUGACCAAAGCCUACAUCUACAGGGUGAUCCGGACCACCACCUACCUCCUUUACUGUCUCCAUUGUAAUGCCUGUCUUUACUACUGGUGCUCUGCCUACAUUGGUUUGGGAAACACCACUUGGGUGUACAACGGAGAGGGCAACAGUUACAUUCGCUGUUACUACUUUGCGGUGAAGACCCUCAUCACCAUUGGAGGUUUGCCAAAUCCCACCAGCCUGUUUGAGAUGGUCUUCCAGCUCAUCAAUUACUUUGUUGGAGUCUUUGCCUUUUCCAUCAUGAUAGGGCAGAUGCGUGACGUGGUUGGAGCAGCUACAGCAAGUCAGACGUACUACCGCACUUGCAUGGACAACACUAUCAAAUACAUGUCCUCCUAUCGCAUCCCCAAAGACAUCCAGAACCGUGUCAAAACCUGGUACAAUUACACCUGGCAAUCGCAAGGCAUGCUGGACGAGCAGGAGUUACUGAUGCAGCUGCCAGAUAAAAUGCGUCUGGACAUCGCCAUAGAUGUUAAUUACUCUAUUGUGAGCAAAGUCCCUCUUUUUCAGGGUUGUGACAGACAAAUGAUCUUUGACAUGCUGAAAAGCCUACGCUCUGUUGUUUACCUGCCGGGAGAUUAUGUCUGCAAAAAGGGAGAGGUGGGUCGGGAGAUGUACAUCAUAAAGGCAGGAGAGGUGCAGGUGGUUGGAGGUCCAGAUGGCAAAACCGUGUUUGUCACUCUGAGAGCAGGAUCUGUAUUUGGAGAGAUUAGCCUGCUUGCUGUAGGUGGAGGUAACAGGCGCACAGCAAAUGUGAUAGCUCACGGCUUUGCUAAUCUCUUCAUCCUGGACAAGAAAGACCUGAACGAGAUCUUAGUUCACUUCCCAGAGUCUAAGAAACUGCUGCGCAAGAAAGCCAGGAAGAUGCUCACAAAGGGAAAGAAAUCUGAGCCCAAAGAAGAGGCAAAAGAACUACCUCAAAUCCAGACGGACCUUGUGAGGCCUCAGACCCCCAAACUUCUGAGAGCAGCCUUAGAGAUGACAGAGAAAUCAUCUGGACUGAAAGAAAAUCUCGCAAAAGUCAAAGAGAAGAGCAUUAGGUCGAGUGUCUCAUUACAGCCCUCCAUCGCGCCCUCCCUGCUACAUCCAUCUUCCACCUCCAGCUGUGCACCUGACAGAGAUGCAGACACACUAUCGCCCAUUUCUGCCAGCUCCACAUCACUUUGCUCUGCUUCCCGUUGCCACAACAACAGUUCAGUGAUGCCUCACUCUUCUUCACAGUGACACAUGAAAUAUGCAACCAAAGAAGGUAAAUUGAGAGCUGCAACAAUGCCCCUUGACCAUAAAAACAGGGUAG